AUGAGUUCCUCUCCGCUGACGUCGCGAGCUAACAUGGACAUCCUGGACGAGCUGCAGCUGAUCGCAGCCCAGAACCUGGAGAAGUUGGAAGUCAACAAAUACUACGAAGUCAUGCGAGAGCUCGGCAAGGGCACCUAUGGCAAAGUGGACCUUGUCAUUCACAAGAUUAGAGGUACAAAAAUGGCACUGAAAUUCUUGAAGAAGAAGACCACCAAGCUGAAGUCUUUCCUUAGGGAGUACAGCAUCUCCCUCUACUUGUCUCCCUGCCCUUUUAUAAUCAACAUGUUCGGCAUCGCCUUCGAGACGGACGAGUACUACGUAUUUGCGCAGGAGUACGCGCUGGCAGGGGACCUCUUCGACAUCAUUCCUCCGCAGGUUGGUCUCCCCGAAGCGGUGGCGAAGCGCUGCGUGCACCAAGUGGCCAUUGCUUUGGAUUACCUGCACUGUAAGAAGCUGGUCCACAGGGAUAUCAAGCCCGAAAACAUCCUUAUAUUUGACCGGGAGUGUCGCAAGGUUAAGCUGUCUGACUUCGGCAUGACCCGUCGCGCAGGAUCCCCCGUCAAACGAGUCAGCGGCACUAUUCCGUACACGGCCCCUGAGCUGUGCGAUGUGUCCCGCCACGAGGGAUUCUGCGUAGACUACAGUACCGACGUGUGGGCCUUCGGCGUGCUCCUCUUCUGCAUGCUUACCGGCAACUUCCCGUGGGAGAAGGCCCUAGCCUCCGACUCCUUCUACCAGGAGUUCAUCCGCUGGCAGAGGAGGAGGACCAACACGGUGCCUUCCCAGUGGAGACGCUUCACCGAGCAAGCCCUGCGUAUGUUCCGCCGUUUGCUCUCUGUAGAGCAGGAGCGUCGCUGCUCCGUCAAAGAGGUCUUCGGGUACUUCAGCCACUCGUGGAUGCUGGACAGCGAGAACAACAACGGCAAUGCGGUCAACGACAAUAUGUCCUCGUCUUCAUCUGGGGAAGAAGACGAGGAACUUUUAGUGGAGCGGAUGAAACAGCAGACUCUGUCGCCGGCGACCGCCGAGCGGGGCGGUGCGGCCAAGGGCGCCAUGAUGGAACUGGGCGGAGGCCACCAUUUCGUAUCCGUGUCCACCAACAGCUCGGUGUCGUCCACCAACAGCUACGAGCGCGCGCCGCGAGAGAACGGCUCGCCUGGAGGCCGCAUGCUGGUCACCACGCCCAUCGAGAUCUGCGUUUGA
This is a messenger RNA of Nerophis lumbriciformis (worm pipefish), 1203 nucleotides long. NCBI's taxonomy places the organism in Eukaryota, Metazoa, Chordata, Actinopteri, Syngnathiformes, Syngnathidae. The record is from RefSeq and is a predicted model, not a curated record.